UUCCAAACCGAUCGAAUAUUCUAGAAAUUCUUGGCCGUUUUGGACUACUGAAUUUGUUGUCUUCAUUCUACUAACGGACCCCUGUCUGCCUUAUCCGUGUUGAAAUGAGUGGAAGAGAAGCUGUACAACUUCGUUAACAUGGCAACAAAUUCAUCCAUAAACGUCGCAUCAAUGACUUUGUAUGAUUGCCAUAUACAUUUUAUGUAAACAAAACUGAGACGGGUUUCAUUGUCUUAAAAGCAGGGACAGUGUUUUUGUCGGACAUCAUUAGUCAAUUGCGACGAGGGACAUUAAAGUGGUGCGUAUUGGUUUCUGUGUAAAAAUGCUCUUGAAAGACGUCGGGCGCCAUUUUGUGUAAAAGGUGGGCUCCUUUGAACAAAGUAAUUUAGCGUGUUAUCGAGGCUGUUGUGAGUUCUCAUUCAUCUUCAAUGCCUGUCCGAGGACCAAUAUCAGCACAGAGUAUAGAUCGUGGACCGCUCGUCGCACAUACCAAUGCCGUUCCCAUCAGUCGUGAUGACGACUUCAUCGCCGCAGGUGGGCGCUAUACACUUGCCGGGCGUCGCUUCUCCUUCGGCUCUCUUUCGCAGGUUUCCGACACCAUUCGGGAUUUGCUACUGCAUCCGAACGAGAUCGCGAAGUGUCGAGAGAACCCUCUGACGCGCCAGGGGAAGCGUAUCCAGCUGGCGAAGAUGUUGAUAUUGAUAUCGAUACCGGUCUUUUCGCUCGCGAUCCUGGCCGUCAUGGAUCUUCAUGACAUAGCACGUGACAACAUCGUGAAUGUGGAAGUUCGAAACGUCAUCAGAUUCAGCCGAGACAUCGGAUUGCUGCUCAGCUGUCUACAGAGAGAGCGUGACAUGAGCGCCCUCUACGUCAGCCAGAUUGGUCCAGAGAACAAGGCUUUUCUUUCUGAACCGUACGAAGCAACAGACAGCGCACUGCAUGAACUUCAGGACUGGCCAGCAGAGAACUCCAUCAUCAAUGAAUUGCCCUUUUUUAGGCAGAAAAGUGACUUUCAGGCCCAUUUAGCCAACCAUCGUCGUGGUCUUCACCGAUCGAACACGACCGCCUACCUUGAGAUUCACUUCUACACCGAUCCUCUCCGAAUCAUCAUCGACUGGCUCUACGAUAGCGUGGGCAACUCCAAGGGGCAUGGACUCUGGCGAACGUUGGUGGCGUAUCAACUGCUCAUCGUAAGCAACGUGGAUACCGGAAUUGAACGCACGCUGGGUUCAUUAUUCUUUUCGCAAGGUGGUUACUACCGGCACGAGGAUUACGUCUGGUAUCUCGAGAAGUACACGGUUGGUACGUGGAAUUUCGAGGCAGCCAAGCGUUACUCAACUCUCAUUACAAGCCUUUACCAUGAACUCAUUGGAAACCAGAUCAACUUAACCUAUGUCGUCGAGAUUAUGCGGCAGGAAAUACUAGACGGUGAGAGCACGAGUCGAGAACCCAACUUCGAGGACGCUACGCUGUGGUUUGAGAAGAUGACUGUCUACAUCGAUAUCCUGGAGAACUUACAGAAGAACAUGGCGGAUAAGAUCCUAGAACGUCUGGGUGCCGACAUGGAGAAUGAUACCAAGGCUAUAGCUAUCAGUAUCUUCCUCGUCAUCCUGGUUGUCAUCAUGUGUCCUCUCAUCCUUCGAGCUUUCUGGACACUGACCACUUCGAUUCAGAACUGUGCAUUGUCCUUGGCAACGCAGACGAAAGCUUUGAACACGGAAAAGAAGAGAGCCAAUUGGUUGCUAUGUUCUAUGUUGCCCGAGACAGUAGCCAAUCAGCUGAUGCAUGGAUACAACGUCCAGGCUGAGUGGUACGACAGCGCCACUGUCUUUUUCGCCGACAUCUUCGGCUUCAGUCGACUCUGUGCCGAGAGCAGCCCGAUGCAGGUGGUUGAAAUGCUGAAUGGAUUGUACUUGGUCUUUGAUUCACGGAUUGAGCACUACGAUGUAUAUAAGGUCGAGACGAUCAACGAGACCUACAUGUUAGCUUCCGGUCUACCGGUAAGGAAAGGGGACCAGCACGCCGGAGAAGUAGCAACUAUCGCCUUGGACCUUCAGUAUCAUGUUAGUUUUCUGGAGGUUCCCCACAAGAGAAACGAGAAGCUGACUAUCCGAGUUGGUAUCCACUCAGGCCCAGUAGUAGCAGCAGUCGUUGGAUUGAAGAUGCCACGCUACUGUCUCUUUGGGGAUACAGUUAAUAUUGCCUCUAGGAUGCAGACCACUGGUGUCCCUGGGCGUGUACAGAUCAGCUAUGAGACAUUUGCCGCCCUCAACGAUCUGGGAGGGUACAAGGUUGUCAAGCGUGGAGAAAUUGAGAUCAAGGGUAAAGGACUGUUGACAACUUACUGGUUGAACGGCAAGGAUAACUUCGAACAUUCUAUGGUGUCACUUAUCGAGCCCUCGAGCCAGCUUGGGGACAUGUCUCUUCAUGAGCACAAAUACGAGCACAUGUACCAGCAGAAAUAUACCGGUCGAAUCCAGAUCAGACGGGCUGAUCAGUCCGAAAACCUGAACGCUGGCUCGGUCUAAAUGGCCAAAUCCGGUUUGGUCCGCUUUUGUUGUGAAACAUUCAGUGCAUAAGGUCACCAGCGGAUUUUUCUGUAUGGAAAGUCCAAUGUCUUAUCGAUAUCACAUGUCAUAGUGCGCAUGACAAGUUCUUUCACUUACGCCAUUACAUUCAGGUAUAUUCGUAAAGGCAUAAUCUCUAGCCACAUAUGCGAUCCUUUAAAGCAGCUAGGUUGCGACCGGCGGUUGCGACGACCCAGCGCACGGUUUUUCCGAAAAUCGACCGUCGACAGAAACCUGUCGCCACCUUAUAUUUUUUUUAAACAACUGAAUAAAAGUCCAAACAGAACAUUUUAAGCGAUGACUGCGGGCGCAGCGGUCAUCGGUCAGGGCCUAUUCUUCACUGCUUACUGAGGCAUGAAUUAUAUGAAUUUAACAAUAAAUUGGCGUCAUUUGCGCCUCGUGUGCAUCAGGCUAUGGAUAAACUGGCAGCUUGACAUCAUUGUGGUAAUAUGCGAAUGGUAAGAAUGCGAAUGUUAUGAAUUGAAUAUGAAUACACACUUGUAAUUCACAGUCAUGAAGUUUGGAUGCAUUUUGUUCUUGUUUUGUUUGCGUACAUAUAAUAUCAACCAAGUAAGUCAAGAGGGCUGUGUAAAACUUUGUUACGAACUCUAUUUAUAAAUGUAACUUUGAUAAUAGGGACUUUUAGAUUUACACGACGACAACGUGGACUGCUACGUGUGCCGUCAUUUAACUCAUAGCCUACCAUGAGGGUGCAUGCACACUAUCUUUAUAGUGCUUUGUACAUGCGAGCAAGCUAUUGUUACGCUGCCAUGUGCGUGCUUGCACACUUUCGUAGUAGCAGUUAUUGUUCAUGCUCAAUGGACUGUGCUUUGUGUUUUGCACUCGCUAUUCAUAGAACCCUCGCGUUAAUCAGAUUAUCUCAAUAUAAACUUGGCACUCCGUGAUUUGGGGCUUGGCACAAUGGGGAUUAGCAUUGUGGAAUGUUAAGAGUUAAAGGCUCGUCACACGUAGCAGUCCACGCAAAUCUAAAAGUCCCUAAUAGCACUUCUCCUGUCACAAGCUCUCGUUCAAUUGUCACGAAUAUUUAAUAUGUAAUAUUUGAUAGGCCUAUAUCUGUAUCAGGACAAGGCUUAUCUUACAUGUUAAUCGCUGUGACACUGUUGUGGAAAUUCUAUUCUUGAAAUUAUUUUCUUUAAUAAGUAAUAUUGUAAACUUAGGUAUUAUUUUUGUACAAUAUAUAUCGUCUUCUGUAUAAACAGGGCCUCAUCUUAUAAAGAGUUACGCGAUUGAUCCCAAUCAAUCGU
Strongylocentrotus purpuratus (purple sea urchin) is the source of this 3832-nucleotide messenger RNA. RefSeq lists its product as uncharacterized. The coding region runs from base 429 to 2528 and encodes 699 amino acids. Gene Ontology annotation, molecular function: guanylate cyclase activity; peptide receptor activity. The record is from RefSeq and is a predicted model, not a curated record. NCBI's taxonomy places the organism in Eukaryota, Metazoa, Echinodermata, Echinoidea, Camarodonta, Strongylocentrotidae. Gene Ontology annotation, biological process: cGMP biosynthetic process; receptor guanylyl cyclase signaling pathway; intracellular signal transduction. The transcript has 12 exons.